AUGGCGGACAUUCAGAAAGAGCAACCAACACCUAUCACCUCAUUGACAGGUAACGCUGUGUCACCCAUCCACGAUACAGAGAAGGGAAAAGAUACAAGCAUCACCAAGUUAUCGCCCAUUGAAGCACCCCCAGAGUUGACCUUGGAGGGCUCCGAUGACCCAUAUAACUGGCCAACCGCACGCAAAGUUACAAUCUCCCUCAUAAUAUCCCUAUCCCAACUGGUCUGUCUCAUGACAACAAGCGUCGUGGCCCCGGCCUUGUCUCAGAUAGCCACAGAUCUCAAUCUAUCAGCUUCCAAAGCGCAACUUGCAUUCUCCAUCUUUGUGCUCGGCCAGGCAUGCGGCCCCUUUGUCAUUGCGCCUAUGAGUGAGGUAUUUGGUCGGAAGCCGGUCUGGGUAGUAUGCGUUGUCUUUUUUAUCUUUUGGAAUUCCAUCUGUCCUGUUGGAAAGUCGCAGGCUGUGUUGAUUGUGGGGAGGUUCUUGUCCGGGGCUGGAGGGUCUUGUGGCGUUAUUUUAGCAGGGCCUAUAGCAGCGGAUAUGUUUCGCCAGAAAGAUCGAGGCAAAUCACUUGCUCUUGCUUCCAUGUUUCCCUACCUAGGGCCGGCCCUAGGUCCUAUAGUGGGUGGACUUGUCAGCCAAUACGUCAGCUGGCCGUGGUUGUUCUGGGUCAUAUCAAUUUUCAGUUCCGUUAUCUUUGUUGCUGGCGUGCUGUUUGUACGAGAGACAUGCAAGCCGGUUUUACUUCGACGCAAAGCUCAAGGAACGGACGUGGCAACAACGGAAGUAGUCAAGCCGUCAUUGCCAGAAGAACGCCUCUUGUCCAGAAUACUCGUGAGCCUACAGCGCCCAUUCAAAUUGUUACUAUCACGACCAAUAAUCCAAAUCCUUUGUUUGAUCAACGGCAUCGGAUUUGGCAUUUACAUCCUCGUCCUAUCCUUCUAUGCAACAGUGUUCAUAGACCAAUACCAUCAAUCAGCCACAACAAGCAGUCUGCAGUACAUCGCCAUCGCGCUCGGAUGUACCAUCUCUACCCAGACAGGCGGUCAUUUAAUGGACAUCAUCUUCGCUCGACUUCGUUCUCGUCUCCCGGAGCAUUCACCUUUACGUGACUCCCCACCCCCAGAGUUUCGUGUGCCAUUAAUGAUAGUCGGAGUCCUGAUGCUACCCAUUGGCCUCUUCUGGCUCGGCUGGUCCGCUCAAGCACACAUCGCGUGGAUAAUGGUCGACAUCGGCGCCUUCAUCUUCGUAGCUGGUGAGUUCCUAAGCAGUCAAGCCGCGGCUGCAUACCUGUACGACGAGUUUACGACUCAUUCUGCCUCGGCAAAUGCUGCGAACAGGUUGAUGUCUAAUGUCAUGGGGUUUGCGUUUCCGUUGUUUGCGCCGCAGCUGUAUGGUCGGUUGGGUUAUGGGUGGGGGAAUAGUUUGUUGGGUUUCAUAUGGAUUGCUACUGUCGUACCCAUUCCAUUUGUGCUUUGGUAUUGGGGGGAUAGGUUGAGAGCGAGGGGAAAGAAGUAG
Molecule: messenger RNA, 1515 nt
Organism: Talaromyces amestolkiae
Lineage: Eukaryota; Fungi; Ascomycota; Eurotiomycetes; Eurotiales; Trichocomaceae
Exons: 3
Coding region: 1-1515 (504 amino acids)
Biological process (GO): transmembrane transport
Molecular function (GO): transmembrane transporter activity
Source: RefSeq, a predicted model, not a curated record